AUGCCGCUCGCGUUACGACCGCUACAGCGCCAGGCGGUGCACGAGAUGCUCAGUCUCGUCAAGAAUUCCAACAGCACGAAAUCCGCUUUCGCCUACUUGAACGACCCCGACGCGGAGGCGGAAGAGGCGAACACGUACAAGGUGCUCAUCCUGGACGCGUUCACACACGACGUGAUCGCACCGCUGGUGACGCUGAAGGAGCUGAGGGAUCACGGGGUGACGCUGCACAUGCGCCUGUCGAAGGAUCGCGAGGAGAUUCCGGACACGCCGGCGGUGUACUUCGUGAGACCGACGAUCGAGAACGUGCGGAUGAUCGCGCGAGAUUUCGAACGAGGGCUGUAUGACGUCUACCACUUGAAUUUUUCGAACGCGCUGGCGGAGAGCGCGCUGGAGGAGUUGGCGACGAGCGCGGCCAAGGCGGGCGCGGAUGAGAAAGUAGCGUGCGUGCGGGAGCAGUACUUGGGGUACGUCUCGCUCGAGGACGAUCUGUUCGAUCUCUGCUUGGACGAUGGAUACAGAUUGUUGCACGAUCCUAGGGCGAACGAGCGCGAUGUUGAGCGCAUGAUCGCGAGCGUGGCGACUGGGUUGUACAGUGCGUGCGUGACGCUCGGGCAAGUUCCUGUGAUUCGGUCUCAGCGCGGCGGCGCGGCGGAGAUGAUCGCAAAGGAGUUGGAUUCGAGAUUGAGAGAGGCGCUGAGCCAGAAAGAUAACCCGUUCGAGGGCGGAUUUCGCAUCGGGCUCGGCGGGAGCUACGUGCAGAGACCGCUGCUGUGUCUGUUUGACCGAAACUUCGACCUCACGGCUAUGCUGCAGCACGCGUGGACGUAUCAGCCGCUCGUGCACGACGUGUUAAACAUGAAGCUGAACCGCGUGGAUGUUGACGUGGACGGUCCGACAGCGGCUGUGAAUGGGGCCAAGCCGAAGAGCUACACGCUUGAGGAAUCGGAUCCAUUUUGGGCGGAAAACGCCGAGGCCCAGUUCCCAAAGGUGGCUGAGGAGGUGGAGUCUGAGCUCGCGAAAUACAAGGAAGCCAUCAAGCGUGUGAACGCGCAGGCGGCGAUGGCAGAUGACGAGGACGAUGCACUGGGCAACAGCACGGCGAAACUCGCUGAUGCGGUGCAGUCGCUUCCGGAGCUUCAAGAGAAGAAGCGCGUCAUCGACAAGCACACGAACAUCGCGACCGCGCUAUUGGGGAACAUCAAGCAGCGUGGAUUGGAUGAGUAUUAUGCCAUAGAAGAAGACUUACUCGUCGGUAAGGUUGAUAAGCCCGCGGUGAUGAGCUUACUGCAAGCCACUGGCCGCGGUAGCGCGAGCGACAAAGUUCGCCUGGCCAUUGUGUAUACGCUUUCCGCGACGGAGAGCAUGUCGCCUCAGGACGCAGAAGAGGUGGCAGGUGCGCUGCGAGCAAGCGGUGCCGAUACGGCCGGGCUUACGUAUAUUAAGCGCAUGAUGAGCCUGAACGCGAGAUUGAAGAACAUGUCUGGUGGCGCCGAAUCGGACGCCCACAGGCGCACAGACUCGAACCAGGGCAACAUCUUAGAGUGGGCUGACAAGCUCUACGGGCAGAGUAUCAACACGAUCACCAAGGGGGUGCGAAACUUGCUCAGCGGGGAACGCGUGCUUCCGGUCGCGUUCGCCUUUGAGGCGCUCAUGGCGAACCAACCUGGUCCGGAGACAUCCGAGUACGCGCACCUGGAUCCAAAGGCGCCUCUUGGCAAGCCGGUCGUCCCGCGCGCGGGCGAUCCCGCGUUUCACGAAGGUAUCUGCUUUGUCGUGGGCGGUGGCAACUACCUCGAGUACCAAUCCCUCGCCGAGCUCAAGACGCGCGAGCGCGCCAGCGUGCGCUCCGUCAUCUACGGCUCUACCGGCAUGUGCACGGGAGAGGCAUUCUUGAGUACCCUCGCCGCGCUCGGCGCCGCGAGUUAG
Messenger RNA from Ostreococcus tauri, 1926 nucleotides. RefSeq names its product Sec1-like protein. The transcript has a single exon. Gene Ontology annotation, molecular function: syntaxin binding. The coding region runs from base 1 to 1926 and encodes 641 amino acids. Gene Ontology annotation, biological process: endoplasmic reticulum to Golgi vesicle-mediated transport; intracellular protein transport. NCBI's taxonomy places the organism in Eukaryota, Viridiplantae, Chlorophyta, Mamiellophyceae, Mamiellales, Bathycoccaceae. The record is from RefSeq and is a predicted model, not a curated record. Gene Ontology annotation, cellular component: Golgi membrane; cytosol.